AUGUGCACUGCUCUCAUGCCAUGUGCGCUGCUCUCAUGCCAUGUGCGCUGCUCUCAUGCCAUGUGCGCUGCUCUCAUGCCAUGUGCGCUGCUCUCAUGCCAUGUGCACUGCUCUCAUGCCAUGUGCGCUGCUCUCAUGCCAUGUGCGCUGCUCUCAUGCCAUGUGCGCUGCUCUCAUGCCAUGUGCGCUGCUCUCAUGCCAUGUGCGCUGCUCUCAUGCCAUGUGCACUGCUCUCAUGCCAUGUGCGCUGCUCUCAUGCCAUGUGCACUGCUCUCAUGCCAUGUGCGCUGCUCUCAUGCCAUGUGCGCUGCUCUCAUGCCAUGUGCACUGCUCUCAUGCCAUGUGCACUGCUCUCAUGCCAUGUGCAAGGGGGAAUGGGAAGGGGGAAUGGGAAGGGGGAAUGGUAAGAGGGAACGGGAAGGGGGAAUGGGAAGGGGGAAUGGGAAGGGGGAAUGGGAAGCGGGAAUGGGAAGGGGGAAUGGGAAGCGGGAAUGGGAAGGGGGAAUGGGAAGAGGGAAUGAGAAGGGGGAAUGGGAAGGGGGAAUGGGAAGGGGGAAUGGGAGGGGGGAAUGGGAAGGGGGAAUGGGAGGGGGGAAUGGGAGGGGGGAAUGGGAAGGGGGAAUGGGAAGGGGGAAUGGGAAGGGGGAAUGGGAAGCGGGAAUGGGAAGGGGGAAUGGGAAGCGGGAAUGGGAAGGGGGAAUGGGAAGGGGGAAUGGGAGGGGGGAAUGGGAAGGGGGAAUGGGAGGGGGGAAUGGGAGGGGGGAAUGGGAGGGGGGAAUGGGAAGGGGGAAUGGGAGGGGGGAAUGGGAGGGGGGAUUGGGAAGGGGGAAUGGGAAGGGGGAAUGGGAAGGGGGAACGGGAAGGGGGAAUGGGAAGCGGGAAUGGGAAGGGGGAAUGGGAAGGGGGAAUGGGAAGCGGGAAUGGGAAGGGGGAAUGGGAAGGGGGAAUGGGAGGGGGGAAUGGGAAGGGGGAAUGGGAGGGGGGAAUGGGAGGGGGGAUUGGGAAGGGGGAAUGGGAAGGGGGAAUGGGAAGGGGGAACGGGAAGGGGGAAUGGGAAGCGGGAAUGGGAAGGGGGAAUGGGAAGCGGGAAUGGGAAGGGGGAAUGGGAAGGGGGAAUGGGAAGCGGGAAUGGGAAGGGGGAAUGGGAAGGGGGAAUGGGAGGGGGGAAUGGGAAGGGGGAAUGGGAGGGGGGAAUGGGAGGGGGGAUUGGGAAGGGGGAAUGGGAAGGGGGAAUGGGAAGGGGGAACGGGAAGGGGGAAUGGGAAGCGGGAAUGGGAGGGGGGAAAUGAGAAGGGGGAAUGGGAAGGGGGAAUGGGAAGGGGGAAUGGGAAGGGGGAAUGGGAAGGGGGAAUGGGAAGGGGGAAUGGGAAUGGGAAGGGAGAAUGGGAAGGGGGAACGGGAAGGGGGAAUGGGAAGGGGGAAUGGGAAGGGGGAAUGGGAAGCGGGAAUGGGAAGGGGGAAUGGGAAGGGGGGAUGGGAGGGGGGAAUGGGAAGGGGGAAUGGGAGGGGGGAAUGGGAGGGGGGAUUGGGAAGGGGGAAUGGGAAGGGGGAAUGGGAGGGGGGAAUGGGAAGGGGGAAUGGGAAGGGGGAAUGGGAGGGGGGAAUGGGAGGGGGGAAUGGGAGGGGGGAUUGGGAAUGGUAAAUGGGUGUGGAGAAUGGUUGGGGGGAAUGGAGGGGGGAAUGGGACAGGGGAAUGGGAGGGGGGGAUGGGGAAGGGGGAAGUGGGAGGUGAAAAUCGGAGGGGAGGAAGAGAGAGGAACGAGAUGGGGCAAGGUCGCGGCGAAAAAUGGCGCGGGCGCGGUGGGCAAGGGAGCAGCAGGCAAGGGCGCGGCGGGCAACGGCGCAGCAGGAAAGGGCGCAGCAGGAAAGGCGGCUGCGGAAACGGCCACAGCGGGAAAGGGCGCGGCGAACAAGGGCGCGGCAGAAAAUGGCGCAGCAGGAAAGGGCGCGGCUCACAAGGUCGCACCGAACAAUGUCAAGGGCGCACCGAACAAGGUCGCAGCUGGCGCGGCUGGAAAUCCCGCAGCGAACAAGCGCGUUGCGAGAAAUGGUGCAGCUGGCAAGGCCGCGGCUAGCAAGGGCGCAGCAGGCAAGGGGGGGUCCCACGUGGCUAAUGCGCGUCCCACGGUGGGCACGGCGACUGCGCGUCACAUCAACAACAACCAGCCUGCUGCGAUGAUGGGCGCGGCGGGCAAGGGGGGAUCAUCCCACGCGGGAAAUGCGCAACCAGCCGUGAGCGCCGCGACUGCGAAUCACAGCGUCAAUAAUCAGCCUCAGCCUGCUGCUGCGAUGAUGGGAGCGAGCAACAAACCCGUGCGUCCUCACAUGGCGACGGCCGAGGAUGUGACGAUUCACGGUGGCGCUAAGACGGCAUCAGACAAUGUGGCACUUGCCCCGUCGAAAUCACAAUCGCCGCGCCAGCACGGCGCGCGCCCUCACAUGGCGACGGCUGAGGACGUGGCGAUCGUUCCCCAGGUGCCAUCUCCGAUGGGAGCGGAGGAUGACGAGGCGGUGCAGGCAGAGGCGUGGAGGAAUGUGGUGGCUGAGGAUGAUGAUGAGGACGAUGAUGAGAAGGAGGGAAGCGAUGAGAAUGGCGAUGAUGACAAGGACGAUGACAGCGAGAAUGACGGCGACCACAAUGAGAAGGAUGAUGAGAAGGACGAUAAGAAGAACGAUGAGAAGAACGGCAGCGAUGACAAUGGCGAUGAUCAUGGCAAGGACAAUGGCAAGGACAACAAUGAGAAGGAAGAUGGCAAGGACGAUGAUGAGAAGGAUGAGAAGGACGGUCAUGACAAGGACAGUGGCAAGGGCAACAACAACUUGUUGCGCGACAACGAUAGGGACAAUGAGAAGGAAGAUGGGAAGGAGAAUGAGAAGGAAGAUGGGAAGGAGAAUGAGAAGGAAGAUGGGAAGGAGAAUGAGAAGGAAGAUGGGAAGGAGAAUGAGAAGGAAGAUGGGAAGGAGAAUGAGAAGGAAGAUGGGAAGGAGAAUGAGAAGGAAGAUGGGAAGGAGAAUGAGAAGGAAGAUGGGAAGGAGAAUGAGAAGGAAGAUGGGAAGGACAAUGAGAAGGAAGAUGGGAAGGACAAUGAGAAGGAAGAUGGGAAGGACAAUGAGAAGAAAGAUGGGAAGGAGAAUGAGAAGGAAGAUGGGAAGGACAAUGAGAAGGAAGAUGGGAAGGACAAUGAGAAGGAAGAUGGGAAGGAGAAUGAGAAGGAAGAUGGGAAGGACAAUGAGAAGGAAGAUGGGAAGGACAAUGAGAAGGAAGAUGGGAAGGACAAUGAGAAGGAAGAUGGGAAGGACAAUGAGAAGGAAGAUGGGAAGGACAAUGAGAAGGAAGAUGGGAAGGACAAUGAGAAGGAAGAUGGGAAGGAGAAUGACAACGAUGCAGUCGGCUGGCACGGGGGUGAGAGCAGCAGCAACAGACAGGGAAGGGGCAGGACUCAGGCCAUGAAUGGAGCAUCAUCUCGCGUCUCUCGCUUCAACAACAACAAUGUAUGGGAGCUUGAGGACAGUCAGCGCACUGGGUUGCAAAAGGCACAGCAGUUUCGCAUGGCGACAAGCAGCGAUGUGGCCAUUCGCGAGAGCGGGACGCAAGGCGAGAGCCGUGGUGUGAACCAUCAGGGGGCUGGGUUCCACAAGGCACAGCAAUUUCGCAUGGCGACUAGCAGCGAUGUGGCCAUUCACAGGAGUGGGAUGCAAGGCGAGAACCGCGGUAUGAGCUAUGGGAGUGAGCUCGACAAGGCACCGGAGUUUCACAUGGCAACAGCCAGGGAUGUGGCCAUUCACAGGAGCAGGACACAAGGCGCGGGCAGGAACCGUGGUGUGAACCAUGGGAGUGGGCUCGACAAGGCACAGCAGUUCCCCAUGGCAACAAGCAGCGAUGUGGCCAUUCACAGGAGCGGGACGCAAGGUGCGAGCCGUGGUGUGAACCAUGGGAGUGGGCUCGACAGGGCACCGGAGUUUCACAUGGCAACAGCCAGGGAUGUGGCGAUUCACAGGAGCGGUGGUGUGAACCGUGGGAAUGGGCUCGACAAGGCACCGCAGUUUCGCAUGGCGACAAGCAGCGAUGUGGCCAUUACUCACAGGAGUGGGGCUCAAGGCGAGAGCCGUGGUGUGAACUAUGGGGGUGAGCGGCUGGGUUCUCUUGCAUUUGCACAAGCUGACGGUGGCGAUUGCGAUGGUGACAACAACGGCGACAACGGCGGGGAUAAUGGAACUGGUGGUGACAACGGCGUUGACAACGGCAGCGGCAGCGGCAACAGUGGAGGAGGGCCGAUUGACAUUGGCGCGAUCCUGGAGGUUCACAACGCAGCGCGGCGGGAGGUGGGGGUGGCGGACCUGGCAUGGGACGACGGCGUGGCAGCAGCAGCGCAGGAGUGGGCGAGCCAGCUCGCAGCCGCGGGGUGCCCUCUGCAGCACGGCGGCGCGGACGGGCUCGGGCAGAACCUGUACUGGCGUGCGCCGGCCGGGCUGACCCCUGAGGAGGAUCGCAUGGCGGUGCAGGCGUGGGUGGAUGAGAAGGCGGAUUGGACUCCUAGCCCGGUGCCCGAGGGGUGUGUGGAGGGGAGGAUGUGCGGGCAUUACACGCAGGUGGUGUGGGCGGGAACGACCCAUGUGGGGUGUGCGUCGGCUCAGUGCCCUGAUGGGGGUGGCAUGUGGGUGUGUGAUUACUCGCCCCAGGGGAAUAUCAUUGGGUCCACUCCGUUCUAG
Molecule: messenger RNA, 4710 nt
Organism: Closterium sp. Naga37s-1
Lineage: Eukaryota; Viridiplantae; Streptophyta; Zygnematophyceae; Desmidiales; Closteriaceae
Source: the annotation of a GenBank genome assembly